GACACAUUUUCUCGAUAAUUUAUUCACGUGCAAUAGUGUUUUUCUGCUAUGUAAAAAGUAGAAAUUGCAAUUGCAAUUCUAAUCAGACUCAGUCUUACCGUGCCGCAGUGAAAAUGGAAAGCAUUCUAAGCUGUCCGAUAGUUUCGGUGAAUGCUCGAGUGUGGCGCUUUUGGUCGUUCGUUUUGAAGCACGACGCCAUGCGUUAUAUCAGCAUUAUACCGGUAACCGUGAUGACGUUCUUCAUGUUUCUUGAUUUGGGCCAUUCGUGGGGCGACUUUCAAGACGUCAUAAUCAAGGGCUACUUUGCUGUGUUGUAUUUUAAUGCUGUGCUACGGACGCUCAUUCUUGUGAAGGAUCGUAAGCUGUACGAGAACUUUAUGGAAGGGAUUUCCAAGUUUUAUUUUGAAAUUUCUCGUAUCGACGACCACCAAAUCCAAAGCCUACUGAGAAGUUACACGGCACGCGCUCGGAUGCUAUCAAUCUCCAACCUGGCCCUCGGUGCCAUCAUCAGCACAUGCUUCACAGUUUAUCCAAUGUUCACUGGCGUGCGGGGUUUGCCAUACGGAAUGUACAUCCCUGGCGUUGACGGUUACCAAUCACCCCAGUACGAAAUCAUUUACUUGGUGCAAGUUGUCCUAACAUUUCCCGGUUGCUGCAUGUACAUCCCUUUCACCAGUUUCUUCGUGUCGACUACUUUGUUUGGCUUGGUUCAAAUCAAAACCUUGCAGCGUCAGCUGCAGACAUUCAAGGAUGGCAUAGGAAGCCAUGGAAAUAAAAACGCCAACUUGCAAGUUAUAAAGCUUAUCCAGGAUCAUAAACGAAUUAUUGCCUACGUUUCGGAGCUGAACUCGCUUGUGACUUACAUCUGUUUCGUCGAGUUCCUCUCAUUUGGGUUGAUGUUGUGUGCUUUGCUUUUUCUUCUGAAUGUCAUUGAAAACCACGCGCAAAUCGUCAUCGUAGCCGCCUACAUCUUUAUGAUAAUUUCGCAAAUUUUCGCCUUCUACUGGCACGCUAACGAGGUUCGGGAAGAAAGCAUGAACAUAGCCGUAGCAGCCUACAGUGGUCCAUGGGUCGAGCUGGACGAUUCAAUCAAGAAAAAGCUCCUGCUGAUAAUCCUGCGGGCUCAGCAGCCUCUGGAGGUGAGCCAGCAAACAUCCUUGCGAAGACCCCAUAAUUUAUACAUACAACUUCUCUCCUCGACUUCUUGGGCCUUUUCCAUUCCCGCAGAUCACAGUAGGCAAUGUCUAUCCGAUGACGCUGGAAAUGUUCCAAUCCCUCCUGAAUGCAUCCUACUCGUACUUCACCCUGCUGCGUCGGGUUUAUAAUUAAAAUGGAAAAUAAGAAAUGGAGACAACACGACAUCGAUCGACCGACUGGCUACAGAACUUCUUGGGCUAACGAACGCAGAGGGUUGUUUGCUUGGAGUUGGGGGCUUUUUUCAAUGGAGUAGGAUCUCACUUUUUGGCAUCUGCACAGCAGGCUUUGCAAGCUUUAGCUUUUACACAGAGUGUUUCACAUUUUCUGCUGCAUUGCACAAACAUUUACCUUUUGUUGUUUGGCUAUUCAUGUGGAAGAAGUGGAGAGUUCAGCUUUGUUCCGAUAAAUUUCAGCAUCAACAAGCAUGGGUGGAUAAACAAAUGCAUGUUUAGAAAUAUAUGUGCAUACAUACAUAGGAAUGUGUAUCUGCUGUAAAAGUAAGAAAUCCUUUCUUAGAUGCUGUUUUUUUUUCUAUUGCUGUGUGUAUAUGAAUCAUUGUAUCAAU
This is a messenger RNA of Aedes albopictus (Asian tiger mosquito), 1762 nucleotides long. Its product is annotated as odorant receptor Or2-like. Lineage: Eukaryota; Metazoa; Arthropoda; Insecta; Diptera; Culicidae. The transcript has 4 exons. Gene Ontology annotation, molecular function: olfactory receptor activity; odorant binding. The coding region runs from base 114 to 1325 and encodes 403 amino acids. Gene Ontology annotation, biological process: detection of chemical stimulus involved in sensory perception of smell; sensory perception of smell. Gene Ontology annotation, cellular component: plasma membrane. The record is from RefSeq and is a predicted model, not a curated record.